Molecule: messenger RNA, 685 nt
Organism: Populus nigra (black poplar)
Lineage: Eukaryota; Viridiplantae; Streptophyta; Magnoliopsida; Malpighiales; Salicaceae
Product: pentatricopeptide repeat-containing protein At2g34400-like
Exons: 2
Coding region: 174-599 (141 amino acids)
Biological process (GO): RNA modification
Molecular function (GO): protein binding; RNA binding
Source: RefSeq, a predicted model, not a curated record
CGUCUUCUUUCAGCGUCACAUGCAUGGAAAACAAAUUUUUUUUAUGAAGUCCCCGUGGUGUAUAAAUGUUGUUUCUUUGACACCGAAUAGACUUGUUAGGAUGUUGAUACGGAGACCUUGUCAUGUGCUUGAAGUGAUAUUUGUGAUUUCAGGCAAGUGCUCUUAUUUCUUAGAUGACAGAGGAGAGAUAUGCUGUUUUCCAGCAAAUUAAGCUACUUCAGCAAGAACUGAAUGGAGCUUCCAAUGAAGCAAUUGUACUAUUCAAUGGAAUGAGAGAGGCAAGUCCUAAUCCAAAUAAAGUCACAAUGAUUGAAGUAUUGUCUGCAUGUUCCACAAUAGGGGCCCUUGAUUUGGGGAAAUGGGUUGAGACACAUGCAUCAGAAAGAGGUUUACAACACGAUGUCUACGUUGCGAGUGAAUUAAUUGAUAUGUAUGCAAAAUGUGGGAGCUUGGAUGAUGCACUCAGGGUUUUUGAGAGUAUGCCUCAUAAAAAUGAGGUCUCAUGGAAUGCCAUGAUUUCUGCUCUUGCUUUCCAUUGGCAGGCCCUGGAAGCAUUAUCAUUAUUCAUACGCAUGUCAAAGGAUAAUGGCACUGUUUAGCCUAAUGACAUCACUUUCAUAGGAGUACUUUCUGCAUGUGUGCAUGCCGGAUUGGUUGAUGAGGACUGCCAAUUGUUUGAAUCAAU